This is a messenger RNA of Scatophagus argus, 1872 nucleotides long. RefSeq names its product epoxide hydrolase 1-like. Gene Ontology annotation, biological process: epoxide metabolic process; arachidonate metabolic process. NCBI's taxonomy places the organism in Eukaryota, Metazoa, Chordata, Actinopteri, Scatophagidae. The transcript is spliced from 9 exons. Bases 245 to 1651 code for a protein of 468 amino acids. The record is from RefSeq and is a predicted model, not a curated record. Gene Ontology annotation, molecular function: epoxide hydrolase activity.
GAAUCCCGCAGCUGGCUCUUCCGUCUGUAGAAAUUCUACCAAUCUCUCAAAGCACACUUUGAGGGAAGCAAACAAGGUGCGUUGUGACUGGAUUUGGUGUGGUUUUAUACAACUUAUAUAUAUAUAUUAUACAACUUAUACAACAAGCGGCGUGCGGAAACAUUAAACAUAUUUUACCUCUGUCCUAGUGCAGACUUUUAUCAACCGCGCUAUCACCGUUGGCCUUCGGCUUUGGAAUUGCACAAUGCAACGACUACAAGUUUUAAAGGACAUGGUCAUUGGUUUGGAUCCUGUCCAAAAGCAGCUUGCAGUAGGUUCAGCUGUGGUAGCAGGGGCUCUACUGACAUACCUGGUGCUCAAAAGAAGACAAGUGAAAAGUAUUCCUCUUGGUAAAGGCUGGUGGGGAGCAGGACAGAAGCCACUGUCAGAGGAUGAAAAAAUCUAUCCCUUCAAAGUGCAAACUUCAGAUGAAGAGAUUCAGGACCUUCAUGAGCGCCUUGACAGAUUCCGCUACAAUGAUCCUUUAGAAGAUAGCGGCUUCCAUUACGGCUUCAAUUCCAGUUCUCUGAGGGAAGUGGUUUCCUACUGGAGAAACGAGUUUGAUUGGAAAAAGCAGGUGGCAGAGCUCAACAAGUAUCCACACUUCAAAACUAAAAUAGAAGGACUGGAUGUGCACUUCAUCCAUGUGCGGCCACCACACCGUGAGAAUCAGAGGGUUCUGCCCCUUAUGCUCGUUCACGGCUGGCCUGGCUCUUUCUACGAGUUCUACAAGAUUCUGCCACUUCUCACAGAGAACCAGGAUGGUCUUGCAUUUGAGGUCAUCUGCCCAUCCAUCCCUGGCUACGGUUUCUCAGACGCCCCUCGUAAACAAGGAUUUGACAGUCUCGCUGCUGCAAGAAUUUUCCUGACACUGAUGGAGCGUUUAGGGUUCUCCCAGUUCUAUCUGCAGGGGGGAGACUGGGGCUCCCUCAUCACCACAAACAUGGCACAGAUGAAGCCUUGGUGCGUGAAAGGACUGCACUUGAACAUGUUUAUGAUAAGAAGGGGGUUCAAAGUUUUGCUGUCCAUCGUGAUUGGUCGUUAUCUGCCCUUCCUAGUGGGCCUCAGUCGGGAAGAUGUUCGCCGGUUGUUCCCUUUCGUUGAGAAGAAUGUCUGGGAAAUCCUGGAGGAAUCAGGCUACUUACACAUCCAAGCCACUAAACCAGACACUGCAGGGUGUGGAGUGAAUGACUCUCCUGUGGGCUUGGCAGCCUACAUUCUGGAGAAGUUCUCCACCUGGACUGAAAAGAAGAACAGAGAUCUGGUGAAUGGUGGACUGGAGAGGAAAUUCAGCCUUGAUGACCUCUUGACAAAUGUCAUGAUCUACUGGACCACAGGCUCCAUAGUCUCCUCCAUGCGCUUUUACAAGGAGAACUUGAAGAAUAAUCUUGACAACAGAGUAGAUGCAAAGAUAGGCAUAUUUGUGCCCACCGGACUCGCCGCCUUCCCUGAGGAGCUGAUGCAUUGCCCCAGGUCAUGGGCAGAAACUAAGUAUAAAAACAUCUACUCCUACACCUUUAUGCCUCGAGGUGGUCACUUUGCUGCCUUUGAGGAGCCCCAGCUGCUAGCCAACAAUCUUAUCCAGUUUGUCAGAGAAGUGGAGAAAUUCUGAACCCAUUGAUUCACCCUCACACCAAUGUAAUCAUGGUACAGCUGUUCUUUAUUACUGCAGUCGUGUCUGCAGCACUGUCAAAAUCAUGUCCAGAUUUUUAAAAAAGUAAACAUAUACACAGAUCAUACUUAAUCCAUUGUUUUCAAGAGCUUGACUAAAGAAUGCAAUAUAAUGCCUUAAACCGUUCAAGUCAUUCCAAUUAAAAAUAUAUUGCACAAAUA